AUGCCAUGGGCAAGCCAGUUGCCUGAGGGCUUCCUUCCGGUUCUGGCAUCGUCGGCCUGGACAGAGUCUGAGACCGCCAACGGCUGGCUCCAGGAGUCCAACUUGGCGCUGCUGCUGACAGGCCUGCUGAGUCUCUGGAUCGCCUCGGUUCUGACAUACGGAUGCUGCAGCUCUUACUGUCAGAAGGGCAGCUUUUAUGAGCCCAUCACGGUGAGCAGCAUUGCAUGGAAGCGGAAAAAGGACUGGCGCAUGUACCUGAAUUACGCAUUGCUGCUGCCUUUGCACUUCAUCCGGUCUAUGGAGACUGCAUCUGGAGAUCACAAUGUGUACUCCUCUGCAGAGAAGGAGUUCUUAGCGUCACGAAGGAAGGUCUUCAACGAUGCCGUGGUGAACUUCCUCUCUGUUCGCCGCAGCAUGAUGUUUGUCUCCGGGCUCUUCGGGCUGCUGACGCUCUGCAUUCAGAUGGCCGAGGUUCCUCGCACCUGGGAGGGAAGACAGGCCUGGAUCCAGAAGAGCCACAUCGAGAUCCAAGGUGAGGUGGUCAAGUUCGAACACUUCGUGGAACUGUCGGGCAAGAAUUGGACUAGCAAAGACCCCGAGGCCUGGUUUCAGUACAGCUCCCACCUCUACACGGGCAUGUUUGCAAAGAUUAUUUCCCAAACCGCCUUGAUCGAUGUCUUGGAUGAAGCCUUGGUCAACGUUGGCUGCCAAGCUGUGAGCUGUUCUUACCUUUGGUGGUCGCUGAGGAAGUGGUCGGCUUUCCGCCUGUCCCAUCGAGGAGUGCUUACUGGCUGGCUUGCUGGCCCCGUUCCUUGGCACGCUGAUUCCCACUCGCCUCUUUGUAGAGUGGAGAUGCGUGUUAGAUCCGGUGGUUCAUACCUUCGCCGCAGAGCUCUCGCAUCACCUGGGCGACCACUCCGAUGA
Messenger RNA from Effrenium voratum, 924 nucleotides. The record is from the annotation of a GenBank genome assembly. Lineage: Eukaryota; Dinophyceae; Suessiales; Symbiodiniaceae.